UAAGCACUUCUGUAGCAUCCUAAUUAUUACUUCGAGCUGUGGCUGGUCUCGCAACAUACAGUACGUGCUUGGCGGGUCUUUUUGCGGCGUGAAGUCACUGUGGCUGCUUCUACCUCGCAAAUCCAGCCUCAACUGGAAGCUUGACUGUGACCGCAGCUGGCGAAAAAAAGCACCACCACCACCACCACCAACACCAACACCAACAUCUCUUCAGCUGUUAUAUUCUGACUACAACAUUCAAUAUCUGUCAGCACCGUUGUAAUGGCUGCCAGGUCUACUAGGAUUGGUCUGCAGCUUACUCAAUCCCAACCGACCCUGCUCAAGUCACACUAUGUGUCGACACCCUCACGGCGAGGCAUGUCUUCUGCAACCCUCAUAGCACGACCUCACCGACCAUCAUCCUCCAAGCUCGCAGCCCUAGCGGCCUCUCCAUCGCCCUCCACAAACACUUCAGCAUCUUUUUUCACCCCUUCCCUGUGCCGCAUCCGCCAUGCGUCGACUUCCGCCGACUCUCCGCGACCCUCUUCUGAUAUCCUUGACUGGAAUGCCUUCUUCCGACUGCGCCAGUCUCGACGCCGAUAUGCCCUAACCUCCUCCAUAGUCACGUCCAUAGUAUCUACGGGUGGUGCUAUCGCCGCCUUCUCGGAAGUACCAGACUUGGCUGACCAGAUUACAAAACUGGUGCCAACAGAUCCAUUCAUCAGUAUGGGAAUUGCAACCUUUGGUGCAACCUUUCUAGGAUGGCUCAUCGGCCCGGCAUUUGGCAACUCACUAUGGAAACUGCUUCAUCGAAGCCGUCUCCCAGAAUUCACAAUCAAAGAACGAGCCUUCUUUGAAAGGAUCAAGAGGCACCGAGUCAAUCCUAGCGGUGCUAGCACAAACAAUCCCGUCCCGGACUUUUACGGCGAGAAGAUAUCAAGUGUGGCUGGAUAUCGCAAUUGGCUGAAAGACCAGAGAGCGUUCAACAGGAAAAGAGGCGGAAACUACGCAUCUACAGUCUGAGGCUCGAGCAGACAUGCUAUAACACUGUUUAGUUCAAAAUCGACGUGUCAGGGUGCGUUGGGUCGCUAGAAGAGGAUGGCUUUUGCUGUGUAAUACCAUAUCACUUUCGUUGUACAACACACUCCACACACUGGUGCAAUAAGGAUCAAGCAGAUGAUACCCUUGGACUCUUUUCCAUGGUCAUAAAAUGUUUUGCGGAGCUGUUAGCCCUCGAAUCACUCACUUAGUCAACGUUUGCUCUCACAUGCAGCAAGCCAGACGGCAAUAGACCUCGCCGUCUUUCGUGUCUUUCGCGGGACAUUGCAUCGGCCAUGGUGAGAUCUGGAAUCUCACGACAAUCGUGGACAAGUUCUAUCACGCUCUGGAAUGCCAUCUGUCCCAUCUGUCACCGCUCCUCACU
Molecule: messenger RNA, 1402 nt
Organism: Exophiala oligosperma
Lineage: Eukaryota; Fungi; Ascomycota; Eurotiomycetes; Chaetothyriales; Herpotrichiellaceae
Exons: 1
Coding region: 262-1002 (246 amino acids)
Biological process (GO): protein import into mitochondrial matrix
Cellular component (GO): PAM complex, Tim23 associated import motor
Source: RefSeq, a predicted model, not a curated record